UUGAGCUUAUUGUAGCGUGAUUUAGCUUUUCAGAAUCAUGUAGAAACUAGACUCAUCACCAGAACUAAAGACUUUUCGUUUUUUGAGCUUGUGAUUAUGCUUUUUUAGCUAGUAUGGUGUUGUAGGUCUGUCACCUUAACCAACUCUAAGUGCGACUGUUUUAAAACCUAAAUGAUGUCUUUUUAAUUCUCUUUUUAUAAGCCAGAAUUCCACAUGUACUGGUGCACACUUAUUUGCACCAGCACAUUGGAAAGUCGGAUUUGUAGUCUCAAUGCUAAAAAUGCUACAAUGCUCUAUGAUAAUCAGCUAUUUUGUAUUCAAAUUAAACUUGUCUUCGUAUAUUCAUGAACUACAAACCUAAACAACACAUACAUGUGACCACGGCAGACUGAUGUCCAAAACAGAUACACAUCGUAGGGGAGUCUUCAAACAAGAGGGUUGUUGGUUGGUCUUUGUUUUUGUCAUGUGAAACUGGUUUUACAUGCUUUUAUUGUCAACUAUUUAAAACCUGUUGGACAACUCUUGUGGAGGGAUACAAAUGAAUCUGUCUUAUUUUAUGGUGGAUCCCAGAACAUUGGUUGUGACACAUACAUUGACAUCACUGCAGCCCAUGCUUUUUAAAACAUUUAAACACAUUGCUCUUGGCACAUGAUCAUAUACUUUAGAAAUGUUUAUGUGAGCAUUUAACUGUAUUGGAAUACCCCAGUGUCACAGAUGGAAGACAGAAAAGCUGCUGGCCCCUCCAGAGCUGCCAGGCGGGGACGCUGGUGGCGUCUGAGACAGCGCUGGAGGAUGGUGGGGGUGUUUGAGAUCAACCCAGAGCAUGAGUUUUACCAACUGACGUCCAUGAUAAAAGAAGGCAUGCAUUCUUCAAUACAGACCACAAUGGACACAUCAGGCCAGGAUACACUUGCAGCUGAACAAUUCGCAGCAGAGGAAACUCAAACUCAUGAGGGUUUUCAGAUGCAGACAUUUGCAGCAUCAGUGUUUGCUCAACAGAGGCGUUCUCUGGACAUCACAGAGGAGGAGUACAUGAACUCCCUCUGCUCAGACCAAUGCUACCUCCAGUUUGUCAGUAACUCCAAGAGCAAGGCAGAUUUCUUUGUCACGAAUGAUAAGAGAUUCUUCUUGAAGACCCAGAGCAAGCGCGAGGUCAGCUUCCUGCUGUCCAACCUGCAGGCAUACAUGGCCCAUCUGGAGAAAUACCCUCACUCACUGAUGGUGAAGUUUCUGGGUGUCCACAGGAUUGUUAUCCCUAAUCAAAUAAAGAAAUACUUUAUUGUGAUGCAGAGUGUGUUUUACCCUGAUGACAGGAUCAAUAUCAGAUAUGAUAUAAAAGGCUGUGAAGUGGGUAGAUGGUCUAACCCUGACACAGGCGGGAAACAAAUAAUAAAAGUGUUGAAGGACAAUAACUUUGAAGGGCAAACCAUUGCAUUUGGUCAAGAGAAAUCCUGGUUUGCCCAUCAAGUGAAAGUGGACGCUGCCUUCCUUCAAGAGCUCAAUGUGAUGGACUACAGUCUGCUGCUGGCCCAGCAGCCUCUGCACAGAGACGAGCUGGACGGGAAGCACUCAUUGGCUAACCUCGUUAUUCGCACCACAAAGUCUUUGGACUUAGAGGAUAGUCCCACAGGUUCAGACCCGCCCACCGUACCUUUACUGAAGGAGACCCUGGGUGAGGAGGGGUCAGUCCAGCCCCAGGCAGCAGCUGGGGAAGGGAUCCCCCUCCAGGAGAUAGGCUGCCCUGAGAAAGAAACCAAGUCUGACUCUGAACUGCAGGAGUUCCAUGAACAUCAUCGUAGGCUUCUGCCCAACUGCAAAAAUAGCAAUCAUGUGAUUGACGGGCCAGAACAACGCUACUUUGUGGGCAUUAUAGACAUUUUCACUGUCUAUGGCUGGAAGAAAAGACUGGAGAACAUGUGGAAAAGCCUCCGAUACCCAGGCAGGGCCUUUUCCACAGUCAGCCCUGCCAAAUACUCACGCAGAUUCUGCCAGUGGAUUCAGGACCACUCUCAGUGACACAAUGCCAUGGCAGCUCUGCAGAGUUUCUCUCAAUAAGAACCGACUUGUCUCCUCAAAUGCUACUUCAAUUGUAGCCCUGACCACCUUUUGUUUUUUGCAUAAACAAAUAAUUGUGUUCCCUAAACUUUCAAAAGCAAGAACUUUUGUUGCAUUUUGUUUUGUUUCAAUUUUUAACAAUAACUGAGUGUCUAAACUGCGACCACAACCCAGAACAAAUGGUUGUCCCUGGAAACGUAAUUGGGUAUGCAGUUUAGUUGUAGCAGUUUGUUGUUAAUAUCAUUUUGUAGGAGGAAUAGUUGAUCAGAGCACAGAGAUCGGGGGUACGGCAGUGAAAAGGGAAUGUUUUUGUAUUGGCUGCAUGGGCCAGUCUGAUCUGCAUGCACUGAUAAAGACUUUUAAUAGUGUGUGUACUCAGGGGCCUUUCCAACCAACUCGCAGCUGGUGUUAUGAAGUGCCUGAAGAGUCUGAUCCUGUUCCUGUGGUUAAAGGUGUCCUUCAUUAUGGAGUCAGCAUAUCUUUCAUUUCCCUGAACCAUUCAGAGGGAAACCUUCUGGGCCCUCUGCAUUAUUUUGUUUUAAUUCAAUUUUUUUUUACUCCUUAUCCAUAAUUUGAUUUGACAAAAAUACCUUGAUAUAGGUUUUGUCUAUUUGAGUGUUUGCAUACAUUUUAUAAAAGGUUACAGAUAGCCACAUGCUAGCUGUGUUUGAAACUUGUUUUAGGGUCCUUUAUUUUAAAAAUUGUGUUUUGUGCCUGUUGCUUUUUUGAUCUGUUUGCAAGAUUUCCCUCCUGUUUCAUUAUAUCUUUGUUUUAAAAAUAACCGUUUAAAAAAAAUGUAAUUUAAGAGAAAUUCAUUCAGAUGGUUCUUGGUAAUUUUCCAUUUUUGUUUGUUGAUUAAAACAUUUGUUCCAGUGUGAAGCUGCUUCAGUUUUAGUUCUCUCUGCUUUUUAAAGUUUGAACAAUAGCCUAUUACUUUUUAUCUAAGGACAGCUGUGCAUGCAUCCCAUCAACAGGGACACUUAUCUUUAUUGUACGGAUAACCUUUGUUAUCUGGCUUAAAUUGCUCCCUCAUUUAGUUAAGAAACCUCGAGUUCAGUACCAAGACCGUUUUUUUCCUUUGAAGUCCAAGUAUGAAGACCAUGGAGCCCGCAGUAUGAUCCGAUAAAUCCAUGGUCCGAAUACAUCAAUUUUUACAGUGUACACAUCUCUUUGAAUAUAUAAAGAAAGCCUUGAGUAUACAGAAUGAGGAUGUGAGAAAAAGAUGUAACCUCUCCUUGUCGGAUUUAGGUCACUCCACAGAUCUCCCAUCAUUCCCCCCCCCUGGGGAGAGAGGUUUUAAUGUAUUCAGAUCUGGGUUGAAAUCUCCCCCCAAAAAAUAGGAUUCCUUGAGAGUUUAUAUUAUUCAUUUAAAAUGUAUUUUUAACACUUCCAUUCAUAUCCCGGAGAAACCCAUUCUGAAGGGAAUCUAAGACACCCUGUACAAGUACAGGUGUCCCAUCUUUAU
Gymnodraco acuticeps is the source of this 3520-nucleotide messenger RNA. Its product is annotated as phosphatidylinositol 4-phosphate 5-kinase-like protein 1. Gene Ontology annotation, biological process: phosphatidylinositol metabolic process. Gene Ontology annotation, molecular function: phosphatidylinositol kinase activity. The transcript is spliced from 9 exons. Bases 715 to 2016 code for a protein of 433 amino acids. The record is from RefSeq and is a predicted model, not a curated record. NCBI's taxonomy places the organism in Eukaryota, Metazoa, Chordata, Actinopteri, Perciformes, Bathydraconidae.